AACUGGCUUCUCUGUGACAGGUCGCUGACGCAGGUGUCAAGAUGACCGAGCGCUUCGACUGCCACCACUGCGCCGAGUCCCUCUUCGGCAAGAAGUACGUCCUGCGGGAGGACAGCCCCUACUGCGUGGCCUGCUUCGACGCCCUCUUCGCCAGCACCUGCGAGGAGUGCGGGAAGCUCAUCAGCUGUGACUGCAAGGACCUGUCCUACAAGGACCGGCACUGGCACGAGGCCUGCUUCCACUGCUCGCAGUGCAAGCACUCGCUGGUGGACAAGCCCUUCGCGGCCAGGGAGGAGCGGCUGCUGUGCACGGACUGCUACUCCACCGAGUACUCGUCCAGGUGCCAGGAGUGCAAGCGGACCAUCAUGCCAGGCACCCGCAAGAUGGAGUACAAGGGCAGCAGCUGGCACGAGACCUGCUUCGUCUGCCAUCGCUGCCAGCAGCCCAUCGGGACCAAGAGCUUCAUCCCCAAGGACAGCCAGAACUUCUGCGUGCCCUGCUACGAGAAGCAGCACGCCCUGCAGUGUGUGCAGUGCAAGAAGCCCAUCACCACGGGAGGGGUCACCUACCGCGAGCAGCCCUGGCACCGGGAGUGCUUCGUGUGCACCGCCUGCAAGAAGCCGCUGUCGGGGCAGCGCUUCACGGCCCGGGACGAGUUCGCCUACUGCCUCAGCUGCUUCUGCGACCUGUAUGCUAAGAAGUGUGCCGGCUGCACCAACCCCAUCAGUGGGCUGGGUGGCACCAAGUACAUCUCCUUCGAGGAGCGGCAGUGGCAUAACGACUGCUUCAACUGCAAGAAGUGCUCCCUGUCGCUGGUGGGCCGCGGCUUCCUCACAGAGAGGGACGACAUCCUGUGCCCCGACUGCGGCAAAGACAUCUGAGGCCACACGGGGGCGCUGCCCUGGGCUCCCCACACGCUUGCUAUCUUCCUCCUCCACCGGGCAGUAUUGUGCUCUGGUUUCCACCAGCUGUGCCCACAUAGUUCUCUAGUGCUUCUCGGUGAUACUCACGUGUGUUUUAGCGUUUUCGUCUUUUGUACCAGUUCAGUCCCAGGGAAGGAGACCCUCCAUAAACCCUGGGUGGGAAGGUAGUUUGAGAUUUUGUAAGCAAGUGAGGCAGAUGCAAGUGUAAAACACCUCCAGAGUGAUGUCUUUGUAACUCUAUAUUUUUCACUGCAUAUUUAAUUUUUAAGUGCAAUUAACCUAUGACACAAAUUUGAACAUUCUCCAACUCUAUAAUGUAAUGAAGACUUGGUAUUGAGAGCUCUGUAACUUCCUGUCAUGUAAAGCAAGAUUAUGUGACUUACAAUAAAGUUAUUGAGAAAUCACA
Molecule: messenger RNA, 1329 nt
Organism: Tupaia belangeri chinensis (Chinese tree shrew)
Lineage: Eukaryota; Metazoa; Chordata; Mammalia; Scandentia; Tupaiidae
Gene: FHL2
Product: four and a half LIM domains 2
Exons: 5
Coding region: 42-881 (279 amino acids)
Biological process (GO): negative regulation of transcription by RNA polymerase II; negative regulation of calcineurin-NFAT signaling cascade
Cellular component (GO): nucleus; Z disc
Molecular function (GO): transcription factor binding; transcription coregulator activity
Source: RefSeq, a predicted model, not a curated record